AUGGUGACUAUACUGAAUAUAUUUAAUGAGGACUGCUGGCGGCUCGUACUGGACUUGUUGUCCACUGAAGAUGUCAUAAGAUCGGAGCGAGUCAGCCGUGGUUGGCAAGAUGUAAUCUUCCGUUACCUUCAGGAUGUUGGUAUAAGUAUAGAAUAUCCCUGGUAUGGCCACAAGGCUUCUCGUACACAACGCGUCCUAAAAAUGGAACAAGAUGAUCCAGAGAAGUUCAAGGAAUUAACACGGAAAUGGGGCUCAUGCAUCAAGAAAACGGAUUGUGUUAAUGAAGGCAGUUUGGAGGUUAUACGGAAGAACUGUCCUGAUUUAGAAGAUGUUACGUUUUAUGGAUUACAAGAAGAUACCUUAUCAAGUGGAUCAACGAAGACCUUUAAGAAGCUGAAGCGAGUACAUUUCAGGGGCUGCGAUUCUGUAAGGAUACUUCAUACACCUUAUGUUAAAACAUCAAAUUUCAAAGAAUGCUUUGCUUUUUGUGGUCUCUACUGCUUUAUACUUAAGGCUUAUUAUGGAAAUACAUGCUGUAUGAAUAAAAAACAGUUGACAGAUAAGUGCGUCAAGCAUUGGCUGGUGAAUUACAACAUCGAGGAACUAGUAGUAUGGGGCGCUGAAGAAAUGACUGGAAAGUGCUUGGUAACACCACACUCCGCAAAACUAAAGGGUCUAUGCUUUAAAGAGUGUGAGACGUUGGAUUUCCGUCAUCUUGUAUCUGCUACAAAACACCUAACUCAUUUAAAGAAGUUGGAGCUGGUGUAUGUUCCUAGAGAAAUCUUUCAGAAUGUCCAUUUGGUGUUGGAUAAGCUCCCCGAAUUAGAGGAUUUGUGUUUGCGUUGGGAAAAGAAGAUGGAAUUGGGAGAUGAUUGGGCGGAGUCUAUUGGACGGUUGAGACUACGGCGUUUGGAUGUGAGCUUCAAUCCAAAUGUGACAGAUGAGUGGCUGGAAAAGGCCUCCUGUGGCUUUGGACGGCUCAACGAAAUGCACGUAGAAGGUUGUUUAGGUGUGACCGGACGCGGGGCAAAAGCGGCAUGCAGCUUAGCGGGCCCGGCGCUGCAAGGACUUCAGCUCGGCUCCAAUGUCAAGAUAAACGAUGCCUGCGUCGAGGACAUUGUCCGGACUUGUCCCAACCUCGUGUGGAUCAACUUAUCCUACUGCCAUGGCGUAACGGAGAACAUCGUGGCGCGGUUAGGGAAAGCGCGCAGUGUUCGAGACAGAAAGUUACGUCUCAUAGUCCAAGGCACCGUGGUCGAGGGAUUUGAAAAGGAUAAAUACCCGUGGCUGAUCUUGGACUUUGGAGACUGAAGCUACAUCGGGAUAUACAGUACUAAUUGGUGAAUGACGCAAAACGGCGUCGAUGACGACGAGAUUAGGUCCUCAUUUUAUAUGGCUAUACCUAAGCGAAACAGCAAUGUUGCCUGUUUAUUGUACUGUGGUUGUAAAGCCUGACCAGGAAUAGACGUGCGCGCCGCCAUAAGGAGUCAGCGCGCCGCUGCCACAAACAAACAAUAAGAUAAUAACACCAAAAAAAUUAUACUUACACAGUUUUUUGAGAUUUUUUUCCCUUGUCGAUUUAAGGGUUAAGCGUGGCUUUUCAUUAUACGUCUUAAUAUUGAAAAGUUAAAAAAUCCGAAUAUUUGAAGUUGAAAAAUGAAAAUAUUUUCGUGGCGCGCCGCCGUCCGAUUUUUUUCGACCGGUGUAUUCCUGGUCCAGGAAUACAUGAUCACGCGCCAUGUUGCGGAAUUUCACUGGAACUAAUUAUUUCAUACUAUAUUGAACUGUCACCCUAUACCUACAUGAGAAUAACAGCGCCCUCUUGACAAUGAUCAUAUAUUACUAUUCUAGUCAGGCUUUAAUGUGUAGGUACCUUUAUAAAACUGGGACCCUACAACAUCGAACAAUAUUUAUGAGGUGAAAGUUUGCUCCAUCCAAGGUGCUCGUUUAACCUUUUGAACGCCACAGACGGCAAUUGACGUCAACGCAAAAUCGUGACAACGACGCCA
Molecule: messenger RNA, 2009 nt
Organism: Cydia splendana
Lineage: Eukaryota; Metazoa; Arthropoda; Insecta; Lepidoptera; Tortricidae
Exons: 6
Coding region: 1-1311 (436 amino acids)
Biological process (GO): SCF-dependent proteasomal ubiquitin-dependent protein catabolic process
Cellular component (GO): SCF ubiquitin ligase complex
Source: RefSeq, a predicted model, not a curated record